This is a messenger RNA of Rangifer tarandus platyrhynchus (Svalbard reindeer), 1998 nucleotides long. Lineage: Eukaryota; Metazoa; Chordata; Mammalia; Artiodactyla; Cervidae. The record is from the annotation of a GenBank genome assembly.
AUGACUGAGGUCGUGGAGCUGGAGAGGGGCGCCCCGCGUCCUCGGAGCCCGUCCGGGGGCCCAGCGCUUCAGGCGGAUAGGCAGGGCGAGACGGAGACCGCCGGCCCUAAGGCUCAGCGAGAGGAGGCGAGAGAGGGCCCAGCGGAGGCGCCGCGGGGCGACGGGGCGGGCGCAGCCGCGACGGCCGCGGGGCCCGAAGGAGAAGGCUCGGGGCCGGCCGGAGGGCGAGCGGGCGGGCUGGAGCCGGGCGCCGGCGGAGGCCCAGGAGCCGACACCCGGGGCGCGAGCGGGGCGCAGGGCCAGGACGAGGCAGGGGACGACGCUCGCAAGGUAGAGGGGCCGACGAGCGGCGCGGGGCCGGAGGAGGAGGCUAGCCCCGGGCCCGGCGCGCAGGGCGAGGAGCCGGGGGAGGCUCAAGCGGGGAGCGGGCACCCCGCGGCCCUGAACGCGGCGGAAGAGGCGGGGAGCGGGCCGGGGGAGCCGGCUGGCAGCGCUCCUGGGGCGUCCAGGGCGCGCGUGGACGCCCCCGAGUCGGUGGGGAACAGCGUGGUAGCCGAGGAGUCGGUGGGGUCCCGCGUGGGCGCCCCGGAGUCGGUGGGGAACAGCGUGGUAGCCGAGGAGUCGGUGGGGGCCCGCGUGGGCGCCCCGGAGUCGGUGGGGGAAAGCGUGGUAGCCGAGGGGUCGGUGGGGGCCCGCGUGGACGCCGAGGGGCCGGGGGGGGAGAGCCUGGGAGCCGAGGAAUCGGUGGCAGAUAAUACAGAUGUCGCGGUGCCGACGGCAGGAGCGCAGGGCGCCGAGGGUGAGCCCCGCGACGGAGGGGACCGCAGCCCCCAGUCCCAGGCGGAGGCGAUUGAGGCCCCAGCGGCGGAGAGCGCGGGGUGCACCCCCGGGGAGCUUGCGGGGGAGCCUCGGGGCGCAGCGGAGGAGACGGGCGACCCCGAGGGAGGUCAGUCGGGGGAAGCGGCCCCUGGGGACUCUUGGGCAGAGGCCGGCGAGGACGUGGACCAGAGUGGGCCCCCGGGGCAGGCAGAGGAGGCCGAAGAGGAGAGGCCGGAGGGGGGUCCCCAGGGGCCAGGCGAGGAGGCCACGGCCGGGGGGGAGGAGGAGCCCCGCGAAGGCACCGCUGAUGACGAGGCGACCCGGCCGUUGGAGGUCGGGGAGCCCCAGGCCGAGCUGAGCAGCUACGUGGCGGACGCGCGCAGCGCUGAACGCGGCGGCGGGACAGUGCCCGAGAACGGCGGCCAGGAGGACGGCGAGGCGUCCGAGGAGGGGGCCCCGGGGCAGGACCACGACAUCACGCUCUUCGUGAAGGCAGGCUGUGAUGGUGAGAGUAUUGGAAAUUGCCCAUUUUCUCAGCGGCUCUUUAUGAUUCUCUGGCUAAAGGGCGUUAUAUUUAAUGUGACAACAGUGGACUUGAAAAGGAAACCCAUGGACCUGCAGAACUUGGCUCCUGGCACCAACCCACCUUUCAUGACUUUUGAUGGUGAAGUCAAGACAGACGUGAAUAAGAUCGAGGAGUUCUUAGAGGAGAAACUGGCUCCCCCAAGGUACCCUAAGCUGGGAACCCAACACCCUGAAUCUAACUCUGCCGGAAAUGAUGUGUUUGCCAAGUUCUCAGCAUUUAUAAAAAACACCAAGAAGGAUGCAAAUGAGAUUUAUGAAAGGAACUUGUUAAAGGCCCUGAAGAAGCUGGAUAGUUAUCUGAACAGCCCCCUGCCUGAUGAGAUAGAUGCCUACAGCCCCGAGGAAGCUGCUGUUUCUGGAAGGAAGUUCCUGGAUGGCAAUGAGCUCACGCUGGCUGACUGCAACCUCUUACCCAAGCUCCACAUUAUUAAGAUCGUGGCCAAGAGAUACAGAGAUUUUGAAUUUCCUUCUGAAAUGACUGGCAUCUGGAGGUACUUGAACAAUGCGUAUGCUCGGGAUGAAUUCACAAACACAUGUCCUGCCGACCAGGAGAUUGAACACGCAUAUUCAGAUGUUGCCAAAAGAAUGAAGUGA